Messenger RNA from Fimicolochytrium jonesii, 998 nucleotides. RefSeq lists its product as uncharacterized. NCBI's taxonomy places the organism in Eukaryota, Fungi, Chytridiomycota, Chytridiomycetes, Spizellomycetales, Powellomycetaceae. The transcript is spliced from 2 exons. Bases 127 to 546 code for a protein of 139 amino acids. The record is from RefSeq and is a predicted model, not a curated record.
CGUUCCUUUGUGUGCCCGGCUGGUUGCCCUUUCCGCACGUUCGCAAAGCAACCGACCGACAUCUUGCAAACCCAGCAACCCCCCCAGGCGAAUCAGCGCAUUACGAGUGAUCACCAACACCCAACAAUGCUGUCCUCACUCACAGCCCUCCGCCUCCGCCCACCAUUCCCAGCCUCCCCACCCCCAUCCCUCCUCUUCCGCCCCUUCCUCCGCCCCGCCUCAGCCAACACUUUCACAACCCUCUCAACACCCAUGCGGUCAACGACCCUCCGUCCACUACCACACAUACAACCACUACCACAACCACACCAGGGGUGGAGUAUGAACGGGACGCUACUGCAGCAGACACGGGGAAGCAAGCAUCCGUCGUAUGGGGGCAAGAAAUUGCCGGGGUAUAUUCUGCCAAAGUUGAGGGAGAGGACGAGUGGGUUGAAGCAGAAGCUGAAGAUGAAAUGGUUCAGAAUGAAAAUCGGCAAAACGGGCCAGCGGCCGAGACGUCCGCGCUACGGGCGGGACGAUUUCAUCCUUAGCAAGAUGAAUUUGUAGGGAACGGCGGGAGGAGUGGUUGCGCUUCAUAUAUAUAUCUGGGGAUUUGGUUAUGGAAUAGAUAGGAUGUUGGGGAUGAGACGGUGAGGAUGUGCGGGAAUGUUGUUGGGCAAUGCUGACCAUUCGGUGGUGGGCUGGGGCCGGCCGGACGGGAUUUUUGCGAUGACUUUUCGAGAACUCGGCAUGCUGAGGAUGCGACCCCAGCUAAUGCCGACAGGUAUAGAGACGCACCGCCGCCCACGUGGCCUGGGAAUUCGAUAUAUGUCUGUAUCUCACGCCAGCGUGUGUUGGAGUUUGAUUGGGACGAAUGUACGGUUGUACACAAAUUCGGAUGGAUCAUGGCCGAGUAGGAGGUGGUUUGGAUGAAUAAUGACACGAGAUUUGCCCAAAAUGAACGGAAGAAAGCAGCUCUUUCCUGUUACAUCUGAAGCAUCCGAUGCAGAGCAUUCCUC